AUUGGAUAUUGGAUAUCGAACUUAUCAACCGGCUGCAUCGUCACCGCGGCAACCUAUUUGUUGCGCCAUAGAUAAUGUCAGAAGUAGAAGAAACAUUUAAAAGAUUAUUGGCACACAAAGGAGUUAUUGGUGCAAUUAUUGUAAGCUCAGAUGGGAUCGCAGUAAGAACUUCCAUGGAUAACAGUACCACAAAUCAUUACUGUGGUCUUAUUCAACAAUUGGUCGCGAAAUCUCGUUCUGCUGUUCGUGAUUUAGAUCCAUCUAAUGAUUUAACAUUUUUGCGUAUACGAAGUACUCGAAAUGAAAUUAUGGUAGCACCAGAUCGUGAUUACAGUCUCAUCGUUAUACAAGAAACAAGCACAGAAUAAAACGUUUUAUUGUUUAUACGGUUUUAGAUCCUUGAAGAAAAUAACAAUAUUUAUGCCUAAUAACUAACGGUAACUUAACUUCAUGGUUUUUGGUGCUAUGGUUCGUUUUUUUCAACGGCUGUUAUUGUCAUUCUAUAUAACUAAUAAAUUGAUCGGCUAAUAAUGUCACAACUAGAUUUUCUUGUUUUGGGUUCUCAUCUUUUGUAGUCCUACCGAUCAAUAUGCAAUUCCAUUAACUCUUACUGUCCUGAUCUAUUUACAAAUAUUUCCAGAACGAACUUGAUGAAACAUUUACAUUGUUGUGACUUGAACGUGGAUCAAUUUUUACCCCCGUGCCAAUUGUUGUGUCCUUGAUUGAAAGAUUAGAGAGCAGUGUAUUAUCGAUCGGACCAAAGACGCGUAAAACACGUAAGAACGACCUAGAGUUCUGAUUGGCCUUGCUUCCCUGUCUAACCCAG
Messenger RNA from Schistosoma bovis, 826 nucleotides. Lineage: Eukaryota; Metazoa; Platyhelminthes; Trematoda; Strigeidida; Schistosomatidae. The record is from the annotation of a GenBank genome assembly.